AAACAAUCUCUAUGGAAACCGAUCAACUAAAAACUAUCCAACGGUAAAUAAAGUUCAUGACGCUUUAUGACCGCUUCUGAAGGCUACAACUGACGAAGUGUGUUAUAUGUGAUGCUGGAAUGGCUUUUGCUCCUAAAGAGACACUUGGAGGUAAGAUGCAGACCAAGCGGAGCUCCUGGACUCCACUAAACCACCACCUGUCCAACAGCCAGGUCUUUGAAGAGAGGAGAAAUCUCGUUGGCAAGUGGUUUGAUAAGUGGUCCGAUAACCAGAGGAAGCAGGUGUUACAGGACUUCUUUUCACGUUGCUCCGUGGCUCAGAUGAAGUAUCUUAGACAGACCCUGUGCACUCAGGUGCCUGAGGAAGCUCUGGACUUCACCAGGGUUCUGCCCAGGGUCAUAUCUCUCUAUAUCUUCUCCUUUCUUGAUCCCAGGAGCCUCUGUAGAUGUGCACAGGUUAGCUGGCAUUGGAAGAGCCUGGUGGAGCUGGACCAACUCUGGAUGCCAAAAUGCUUGAGACUGGGUUGGUGUAUAUCCUUCACUCCUACACCAUUUGAGCAAGGGGUAUGGAAGAGGAACUACCUAGAGACAGUGCAGGGGCUUCAUAUAAGCCCACCCACGACUUUCAACAAGGAAGAAUUUAGCGUUCCUGAAGUGAAGUUGAUGGACAGUGAAUUUGAGGAGGCGACUCUGGAGAACGGCGAGACGAGGCCCAGUGUCCGGAUCCAGCAUGGGCGGAGUUUACCGGGCUGUGCCUCUGUGUCUUUAGCAAAAGGACCUCCGCCGUGGAGAGACUCAGACAGACACCCCACUGACACCAUACGCUUUAACUACUUAGACAACCUUGACCCAAUCGAGCAUGCCAGACAAUUACAAGCAAGAAGCAGAAGGAUUAAUCCCAACACAACACAAGACAGCACAGAGAGGAAAGCUCUGUCUGCCUCAUCAUACAAACGGUGCAAGGCCAAGUCUAUGAUGUUGUCAUCGCUGGACCUGAGUGCAGACAGUAAGCGAAGGCAGAGCAGACCGCAGUGGGCCAUGCAGGACACUGUGCCAUUCUCCAGUGAGGAUCCUGAAAACAGGAUCAGUUCAGUCCAUUGGAAUGCUGGGAAACGUCCAGGUCCUGUGAGGAACCCGGUACCCAGACUGACCGAGAAGAGUCUCCGAGCUUCACUAAGAUCCCACAGGAGCACACCAAGUGAGGACUUUAGUUUGGAUAUUCAUUUUACAAUGUAGUUAUGAUCAACUUUGUUUAAUGUGUGAUGCAUUUGGGCUAGCAGAGCUAACAGGCACAGGAAGUACACAUAAAAAUAAACCUCACUUGUGCACAUGCUGUUAACAAAUGGAUUAUUUACGACUUUGUA
Molecule: messenger RNA, 1363 nt
Organism: Tachysurus vachellii
Lineage: Eukaryota; Metazoa; Chordata; Actinopteri; Siluriformes; Bagridae
Gene: fbxo16
Product: F-box protein 16
Exons: 8
Coding region: 120-1235 (371 amino acids)
Molecular function (GO): protein binding
Source: RefSeq, a predicted model, not a curated record